Drosophila sulfurigaster albostrigata is the source of this 5986-nucleotide messenger RNA. It is a transcript of the gene Cadps, whose product is annotated as calcium-dependent secretion activator. Lineage: Eukaryota; Metazoa; Arthropoda; Insecta; Diptera; Drosophilidae. Gene Ontology annotation, biological process: synaptic vesicle exocytosis; dense core granule exocytosis. The record is from RefSeq and is a predicted model, not a curated record.
CCCUUAUCGAAAUUGCGGAAUAUUAAGUCUCACGUAAAUCUUGAUUAAAAAUAUUAAUUUGACGAUUUUAUAUCCUAUUUGCUUAUCUUGCCAAUUUUUUCACAAAAAUAUCAAUCACAAGGAUUAGAGCGAAAUCUACAUUCAAACCUUGUAUAUUUAUAACCACGAAUUUGAGAUUACAAAUUUAAAUUAUGCAUACAACUAUAACAUAUUAACCUAAACUAUUCUUGAAAAGUCACUGGAUUGAGCAAAUUUGCUAUCAUGAUAGACCCAAGCUCUAGUGAAGAAGAGGGAGACGAAGAUAGCGUCAUUAAUCUACCAAGUAAAGGUCGUGUCUCAGCUCCACAUAAAGCAACGACACUUGCCGCAGGACCAUCAUCAACAAGCACUGGGACUUUACCAAUUCUGACAACCGUUCCGAGCGUCCAUAAUGGCGAUUUUAUUGGAAGCCACAGACCGUCGGCAUCAAUACCUGGCAAUACCAACGCAGGAAUUGGAGUCGGAACAUCAAAAAUGAUCAAACUCAAUUCAACACAAAGUUCUAAUCUUGAAGUGCCCAACAAUGGAAUUCCAAGUGGUAUUUCCCAAGAAACAUUAAAUCAAAGCGUCGGAUCGUCGAGAGCCAACUCGUUACCUCGUCCACUUUCACCAUCUUCAUCGCUUGCUAGUGAUAAACAUGAUGCCGGAGAUCCUCACGAGAAACACGAGCGUGAAGAGGAAGAGCGGAAACGUCGUAUUCAGUUGUAUGUAUUCAUAUCACGGUGCAUAUCUUACCCAUUUAAUGCUAAACAACCAACGGAUAUGACAAAACGGCAACCAAAAAUCACAAAGCAACAGUUGGAGAUAGUCACACAACGAUUUCAAGCCUUUUUAAAAGGAGAGACACAAAUAAUGGCUGAUGAAGCAUUUCAAAAUGCGGUUCAGAGCUAUCACGACGUCUUAAAAUCGGAGCGUGUUAUGAAGAUGGUUCAGUCAGGGGCAUGCUCACAACAUGAUUUUCGCGAAGUAUUUCGUAAUAACAUUGAAAAACGAGUAAGAUCUUUACCUGAGAUCGAUGGCCUCAGUAAGGAAACAGUGUUAACAUCGUGGAUGGCAAAAUUCGAUAUUAUUCUUAAGGGCAGCGGCGAUGAAGAUACAAAGCGUCCAUCACGUAUGCAGCAGUCCUUAAAUAGUGAGCUUAUUCUAUCUAAGGAACAACUCUAUGAUAUGUUUCAACAGAUUUUAUCUGUGAAAAAGUUUGAACACCAAAUCUUGUUUAACGCCCUAAUGCUCGACUCUGCAGAUGAGCAAGCGGCGGCCAUCAGGCGAGAAUUGGAUGGUCGUAUGCAAAAGGUUGGAGAAAGAAAAAAUCGAAAGCUAAUGCCAAAAUUUGUGCUUAAGGAAAUGGAAUCUCUUUACAUUGAGGAAUUAAAGUCUUCAAUUACUUUAAUGGCAAAUUUGGAGUCACUACCUGUAUCUAAAGGUAACAUGGAUAGUAAAUAUGGCCUACAAAAGUUAAAGCGUUACAACCACAGAAAAAUGAUUUUACGUUCGCAUGGAUCCCUAUCGAAGUUAGAGGGUGACUCUGAAGAUGGUACCACUCAAUUGACCAAAUUGGACGUUGUUCUCACAUUUCAAUUAGAAGUGAUUGUUAUGGAGGUAAAAGGGCUCAAAUCAUUGGCACCUAACCGCAUUGUUUACUGUACAAUGGAAGUUGAAAACGGUGAAAAACUCCAAACUGAUCAAGCCGAGGCUUCCAAGCCUAUGUGGGACACACAAGGCGAUUUUACAACCACUCAUCCUUUACCAGUAGUUAAAGUAAAGUUAUACACGGAAAAUCCUGGAAUGUUAGCCCUGGAAGACAAAGAAUUAGGGAAAGUGACUAUAAAACUCCCGUUAUCAUCAAAGUCACCAGAAUGGCAUCGUAUGAUAGUCAAAAAUGUACAAGAUCAAGAUGUGCGAAUCAAGAUAGCAUGCCGAUUAGACAAGCCUUUAAAUAUGAAGCAUUGUGGGAAUCUUUACGCAAUUGGGAAAUCUGUAUGGAAAAAGUGGAAACGACGUUAUUUUGUUUUAGUGCAAGUUUCGCAAUACACAUUUGCAAUGUGCAGUUAUAAGGAAAAGAAGUCUGAGCCAUCCGAGAUGAUGCAAUUGGAUGGAUAUACGGUAGACUAUAUUGAAGCUGCAAGUGCAAAUUUAAUGUUUGGCAUCGAUUUGAACGGGGGUCGAUUUUUCAACGCAGUACGGGAGGGUGAUAGCAUCGCAUUCGCGUGCGAUGAUGAAAAUGAAUGCAGUCUCUGGGUAAUGGCAAUGUACCGGGCAACCGGGCAGUCGCAUAAGCCAACACCACCUAUAACACAGGAUAAAAAUUCGGCAAUGUCCAAAAUUCAAGGUGAUGCAGAUAAAGCUCGUAAACAUGGCAUGGAGGAUUACAUAAGCGCCGAUCCGUGCACAUUCGAUCAUGCCAAUUUAUUUAAAACCUUGCAAAACUUAACGCUCGAAUAUAGAUUAAACGAUCCUUAUGCAUCUUUGGGUUGGUUUAGUCCUGGACAAGUUUUUGUUUUGGACGAAUAUUGCGCGCGGUAUGGUGUACGUGGAUGCUAUCGACAUUUAUGCUAUCUUUCCGAUCUUUUGGAUCGCGCUGAAAAACAUCAUAUGAUUGAUCCCACAUUAAUCCAUUACUCGUUUGCAUUCUGCGCGAGCCAUGUCCAUGGCAAUAGGCCGGAUGGAGUAGGCAGCAUAACACAAGAGGAAAAGGAAAAGUUUUCCGAAAUUAAAGAACGUUUGCGGCAAUUGCUUGAAUUUCAAAUCACGAAUUUUCGAUAUUGUUUUCCAUUUGGACGACCAGAAGGAGGACUUAAAGCGACACUAUCAUUACUUGAACGCGUUCUGAUGAAAGAUAUUGUGACACCAGUACCACCAGAAGAAGUGCGUCAAAUGAUAAAAAAUCUGGAAACGGCCGCACUCGUCAACUAUACACGACUUUCGGCUGAAGCAAAAAUCGAAGAGGAUUUACGCGGAGAAAUGAUUGUACCGCCACCCAAGAAAUUGGAGGACCUUAUUCAUCUCUCUGAACUUUGCGUUGAUUUAUUGCAGCAGAAUGAGGAGCAUUAUGGUGAGGCGUUUGCUUGGUUCAGCGAUCUGCUUGUUGAGCACGCAGAGAUAUUCUGGUCUUUUGCUGUUGACAUGGAUCGCGUACUAUCCGAACAGGCACCAGACACUUGGGACUCAUUCCUAUUCCAAAUCCUUAACGAUUAUUUACGAUCUGAUGAUAAUUUGCGUAAUGGGCGAUUCCACCAGCAUUUGCGUGAGACAUUUGCACCGUUGGUUGUGCGGUAUGUGGAUCUCAUGGAAUCGUCUAUAGCACAAUCUAUUCAUAAAGGCUUUGAAAAAGAGCGUUGGGAAAGUAAAGGGAUAAACGCCGCUUUGAAUCCAGUUGCAUUAAACAAUGCAGCGCAGGCGCUGAAUACGGCAGCACUCAACCCGGCGGCAUUGCUCAGUGGCAAGAAAGAACAAGUCAAUUUCUAUGUGCCGAAGCUACCUAGGGGCACAGCUAGUACAGCUGCCUCUACUAGUGAUGAAAUGAGAAAUGGUUGCGCUACUUCAGAAGAUCUCUUCUGGAAAUUGGAUGCACUUCAAUCAUUCAUCCGAGAUUUGCACUGGCCAGAUGCGGAGUUUCGUCAACACUUAGAACAACGAUUAAAGAUGAUGGCCGUUGAUAUGAUAGAACAAUGCAUACAGCGAACAGAUUCAAUGUUCCAGUCAUGGCUAAAGAAAAAUGUUGCCUUUAUUUCAACCGAUUAUAUAAUACCGUCAGAGAUGUGCGCUAUGGUAAAUGUGAUAUUAGAUGCUAAAAAUCAAAGCUUUAAAUUAACUACCAUCGAUGGUAUUGAUCUGUACAAAUUCCAUGCGAAAAUCGAUGAUCAAAUCGACAAAGCGAAUGUAGCAAUGACACAAGGUCUGAGUGGCAAACUUAUGUCAGUGCUAGAGUCGACUUUGUCUAAAUUGGCACGAUAUGAUGAAGGCAGUUUGAUUGGCUCAAUCCUUAGCUUUACAAACGUGUCGAGCUCAGGGAAGGAUCUUGGACAAGGCUACGUUAAUUUCUUUCGUAACAAUAUGGAUCAAAUUCGUGGUAAAAUUGGCGAUGAUCUAUGGACCCUUAAUUUCUUCGAACAGUGGUAUGCUCAGCAAAUCAAUAUGCUAUCCAAUUGGCUGUCGGAUCGAAUGGACCAUGCGUUACACUAUGCGCAGAUUACAUCCAUCUCACACAUUAUUAAGAAGAUUUAUUCAGACUUUGAGCUGCAGGGUGUUUUGGAGGAUAAACUUAACUCGAAAGCAUAUCAGACAGUUGCCCAACGAAUGACGGCUGAGGAGGCAACUUGUGCUCUUUCAAUGCCCGAUGUUGCUGAUGGAGAUGAACAUAUUGAUGAUAUUCAUAAUGGCGAUGUGGAAGAUGGUGUUGGCGAUGAAUCUGGCGGCCAUGCAUCGUCACGGAGCCUGCCAAAGCCAAAAAUAGCAGCCGCUCAAGCAGCGGCUGUCACCAACGUAGUCGCUGGCCGUGUUGGCAAUUUGCUUGGUAAAGGCAUUGGUGGACUUAGCUCAAAGCUAGGAAGUGGUGGUUGGUUUUGAGUCGCCAACAUUCGACACUUUCUGCAUGUCUGUCCUUAUUUAAACCAGGCGUCCAGUCCACUAUAUAAAAUUUGCUUUGUAGUUUUCUGAGCCAAGUCCACAGACGUCACAUGAUUGCUUAUUUAAUAACAAAAUGGAUAAAAUAUACUAUAAUACACCAAUCAAUCCCUACUUAUGUAUAUGUAAAAAAUAGUCUUUAAAAUGCAUUCCAAAUAUUAAAUUUUACACUUUAGGACUUUGAAACUAGUCAAAGUUUAAGUAACUAAACCAAUGUAUAUCUAUUUCCGUGUUUUUUAAUUUUUGUGCUGAUAUAAAUUAAAACAUAUGAAACAUUGUAUCUUAGCCGAUUAUUUUAAACAAAUACAUAAAUUUAUAUUCAAUACUUAUAUGUUACAUACAUAACAUUAUUACCUCUUUAAUUAUUACUAUAAAUAAUAACAUUUUUAUUAUUAUACUAUAAUGUGAAUUGGCUUCAAUGCUAAUUUCUUUAUCAACGCAAUAGCAAAUUUGAGAAUAUAAGUAUAAUACAUAUGAACGAUAUAUUAAAGAUAUCUUCUUUACUCAUACAAAUGUUUAAUUAGUAUGAGUAAUACGUUAAAUACAGUUAAAAACUUUGGUAUUUUAUUUGAAUGAGUGAUAAAAGGAAUAUGGACGAUCUACAUAAGUGUUUUGUUGGCGUUUUGUCGGUUUCAAAGUAAUGUUCAUCAGUCUCAAGCAACCAGAAAUUAAGAAAUUGAAUUGAAUCUUCUCCAAAUCAAUAAAAGAUAUCGGUUAACAUUGUUACCUAUGUAGAUACAUAAAUGAUAUAAAUAGAGAAGGAUUAUCGUGAUCAGUCUUCUUGAGUAUGUUAAAGACCAGGGCAUGCAAAACAUUUAAAUGCAUAAAUAGUCAAACCAAGUCAUGCAAGCAGAUCACAAAAACUGACUUGCUUUUGUAUAUACAUAUGUAAUGAAUUUAAAUUGUUUUUUGUUAAAAAAUAUUCUCAUUAAAAAUUUCGUUAAUGGGUAUUUUGUGAAUUUAAUCUGCAUCCUUUCUAUGUCCAUAUAUUAAGCAAAUACAUAAUUAUAAUGUUGUAUAGAACGUUCUGUCCCCUUAUAAUAUAUAUUGAUAAAAAUUCUGUUCAUUGGCGCACUGGUCAAAGUUGGUUUUUUCUACAAAUUGAUCAACUCAUAAAAUUAAAUAUGAUUGAGUAUGUAUGCAAAUAUUGAGUAUACAAAAUGCAGUAAUUAAAGUUAAAACAAACAAUCUUUACCAAAAGAAUUACAGUGCAUAAAAUAUUUAGUUAGUUUAAAUAAAAACAUAUAUGUAGAUUUACAUUUAUUAAUUUAAAAUGCAUCUAAUAAACUCUAAAGCAUAGCACAUUGUGCCUAUCGGAGUUAAA